Amborella trichopoda is the source of this 3716-nucleotide messenger RNA. RefSeq lists its product as uncharacterized. Lineage: Eukaryota; Viridiplantae; Streptophyta; Magnoliopsida; Amborellales; Amborellaceae. The record is from RefSeq and is a predicted model, not a curated record.
CGAAAACCUAAAAUCAUCAAACGAAACCUUAGAGAGAGAAACCAAAACUUAGAGAGAGAGAAAGAGUGCUGCUGCUCCAGAAGAGAGAGAGAGUGCUGCUGCUCCAGAAGAGAGAGAAAGAGUGCUGCUGCUCCAGAAGAGAGAGAAAGAUAGCAGUCUCCUCAUUCGCGCUUUUGAGUCCACUUUCCGUGCGCGUGUACAUGAAGUCUUUUUAGAGAGAGAAAGUUAGAGAGAGAAGAUAGAGAGAGAGAGGCUAUCGCUUCUAGAGCUGUAAGCUUUCAUCUUGCUUUCCUCUUCUUCUCUCAUUAGUUUCUUAGGGUUGCCAUCUUCAUUAACGAGAGGCCCUCCUCCGGAACAUGCUGGUCGCGAAGAGCGCGACUCUUCAGAAUCCGGUCAGAUUCGAGUCCUUUCUCUCUCUAGAACCCUAUGAAAUUAAUGGAUGCAAUAGAAAAAGAGGUCGGUACAAGCUCACUGAUUCUAUUCUCAGAUUGGGAUUCGUUCUCGUUGUCAAUGUUGUGAUUAGUUUCAUUCUCCAAAAAGGGGUUUUUUGAGUGCAAAGGUCUUAUCUGAGUCGAGAGUUCAUUAUUCAAAAAGGGGGUUUUUUGGUUGUAAAGGUCUUGUCCUGUUCAAGUGCGCAAUCUACCAAGUUAUUAUCACUAUCCGGAUCACUAUUUUUUUUUUUUUGGGGUUAUGGAUGUGAUGGAGCUUUUGCCUUCAAAUGUUGCGGUAUCUAAGCUUUUAGCUACUGAGGGGUUUGGAAGAAGUGAGGAUACUGUUGUUAGGAGAUCCAUGGAUGCCCCAGUUUUCAGCAACCUUUCAGCUACUAGUUGCAGUUCUUCGCAAGAUACACCAAACAUAGAGAAUCCUCCUGAACUGAAAUCUGUCUAUAGCAACAAGAGACAGACUGACAUUGAACAAUCCACACCUGCUAAUGUCCUUAACAAAUCUGUUUUGGAUAACAACACAAAAAAAUUCCUAAAUGGAGGGAGAAACAGUUCGCUUACAAGGUUGCCAGACUCUGUGGGCAAACAGUUGCGGCGCAAAGGCGGGAAAGUGCCAAGAUGCGAUAGCCCUGUUUUGAAGAAAUCUAGAACCGAUCGUGGGGUAGAAUCUGUUGGCCUUGUCAAAGUUGAUGAUGUUGUUCAAAUGUCUGUUGAAAAUGGACUUACAUGUGCUUCUGCUGAUAAAUCCCGAGUAGUCAAGUGGAAGCAUGGGCGAGAUGGUAAACGCGCUGAUAAGAGAAAUUGUAGAUCAACUGCUAAGAAUAAACUUGAUUCCUUUAUUCCAAGGGCUGGUUCAACUGGCUCCAGUUCAACUGUGGCAGGAAAUAACAUUCUUGGUCUUUAUGGCCUCAAAUCUGAGGUUCAUGACAUUUCCAAGUACAUGAGUGACAUGUCACUGAAAGCUCUUGUAAAUGGUAGUUGCAAAAGUGGUGAAGUAUCCAAAUUUAAAAUGAAGCAAAGCAGUAAUGCAAACGAAAAUAUUCUCCUCUCAGUCAAAGAAGCUUGUGCUAUUCUUGCUCCAACUCUGCAGUCUGGAGCUACUGAUGGAUUCGAUACUCGUUGUGACGGAAAGGCCCAUCUAUCUCCCCUGACCUGUGGUCUUCAAGCUGCACAUGAAAACGAUUUUGAUGUCAAAUCAGAAGCUAAGGAAGCAUCUUCAUCAGAAGGAAAGGAGCUAUUUGAUCACUCAGAAGCAUUGCAUACUCUGAUGUAUAACCUGCAACUAUGUGAACCCCAAGAGUUUCUUCAACGUUUAGCACUUCCACAGGUCAAGACCUUGGACUCCCUUCUAUCACAAGCACCUACUACUGCAGAUUUUCAGAGAGUUCCUGAUCAGUUUUCAGGCGUACCAACAUCUCUGGGUGCUAGUUUACCGCCUUUUCCUUGGUCAUUGACUCCUAACGUGACAUGUAAACCAAGUUCUGAUCCCAACAAAUCAUCUGCAAAUAAGAACACUUUUCAACGUAGAUGGAUCAGAAUAGGAGCCAAUAACAAAUGUUCUUCACACCUUGAUUCAAAGCCAUGUGAACGCAUUGGUGUAUCAUCAAAGUUACAAAUAGUUGAUGGUCCCAUUGAAGUAUCCGAUGGUGUUAUUAAAUGCACUCCAUCAUCACAAAUCUUUGAUCAAAUUGAUCAAAAUGAGGGUCUUAAUACUUCUAGCUCUUGUGAUCCAUCAGAUGCAUGUUUUGCAGAGAGGCAUUUGAAUUCCUGGAACAAUCCUUAUUCUACAUCUUGUUGGAACAAGCAUUUUCACUUUGGAGCCAAUGAUUCUCAUGACAUGAAGAACCAUCAUGGAAAUGAGCAAUUCUGUAUGGGAAAGGGUUCAAUCUCUCAAAAAAUUGAGAACAUUUUUCUUUCUACAUCAAAGUCAAAAUUGCCGAAGCCUGAGUAUACUCAUGGUGCUUCCACUUCUCCAUCUAAAUUUGCUGCUGAUGGAUGUGAUCUGGGACCAGAUAAAAACUCCAAACAUGUUUAUAGAGAUGUGGGUCAUUCUCCCAGGCUAGUGGCUGCAGCAGAAACUUUGUAUGAGAUUGCAAGUUGCUCGAAGUGCUCAUCGGGGAAGCAGAUUCAAAGCCAUGGAAGCAGGAGAUUACCCUCUAAACAGCAGCCUAAGGCCAUGAAAGCUCCAAAGAGCAGACCCUCUACAGUGAAAGAUGAAGCUUGCACUGCCAAAGCCAAACCUUUGAAAGUGAAGCCUGCUACCCAUCCAAACAAGAAAACAGGCAAGGCAUCUUUGUACCCAAAUGAAGAAUCCAAUAACAAAAGGACCAUGACAUUGGUUAGUGACCUUCAUCUCCGAGGACCGAUAAAAUGGCCAGUUCCCAAGUACCCCCUAAAGCUCGAGGCAAAUGCAAAAUCUUUGAAUAUGGAAUUUGGGAACUUGUUGGCGUUGCUUCCAUCCACUUCAAGUGGGAACCAGAACUUUAACAACCCACCACAAAAGCUAAAGAAAGUGGUGGUCCAUGUUGGUCCCCAGAGUAAAGAUAUGGCAAGGGGGAGGAGUAAGAAAGACUGACGCCCCAAUGCAAUGCCAAUUGGUAUCUUUCUCUUGCUCUCUGCAGUUUGGGAUCGAUCUCUCUCUUUCUGUGCAUAUAUUUGAAUCUGGAAGCUCAUGUUUUGUGGCCAUUGGCCGUACAUAUGUAACAAAGAUAAUAUUCUUGCGGUCAAGGUAUCAGAGGUUGCGAUGAAAGAAAAAAAUGGGGAAAUUGUUCACUUCUGAAAAAAAACGAGCACGGGGAAAUUGUUAUGAGAAGAUGAUGCUGAACUGUUUAUCAAGAAAAGAAAGAGGAUGAUGCUGAAUUUGUAUGUUUGUGUUGGAAGCUGAAGUACGGCUGCAAGUGAAGAAAUGGAAGCAUGGGGUUGGGGUUGCUGCGAAAUUCAUUGGAUGCACUUUCUCUUUGUAUAGAGAAUUGGGGAGGGGCUUAUUAGUUUUCAUGUGAGAAAUUUGUAGAAGAUUAGUCUUUGUCAGAGAACUUGCACCAGGAUGGGCAACUGGCCGCCCCUCCAGCAUGCAAGGAAACUUUUAUUUUUAAUAAUUUAAGCAUCGGAAAUCUCUCAUUGUACAAGCACAGAUACUCAUGCAAUCUAAUCUCGCGCUGUGUUUGUGUGAAUGUACAAGCACAGGCACACAUGAGGUCUAUUUCCUCUCUGAUUCUCUCACUGGAAUAGUGGGCAUGUGUUUAUUUAUAGUGUGAAAAAUUAACGUUCGGUUUA